Messenger RNA from Poeciliopsis prolifica (blackstripe livebearer), 3436 nucleotides. RefSeq names its product Rho family GTPase 3a (gene rnd3a). The record is from RefSeq and is a predicted model, not a curated record. Gene Ontology annotation, biological process: small GTPase-mediated signal transduction. The transcript has 6 exons. Bases 306 to 1163 code for a protein of 285 amino acids. NCBI's taxonomy places the organism in Eukaryota, Metazoa, Chordata, Actinopteri, Cyprinodontiformes, Poeciliidae. Gene Ontology annotation, molecular function: GTPase activity; GTP binding.
CAAAAUAAAAUGAACCUUUUGGGUGUUUUUUUGUUGUUUUUACCUUUUGAACCUCAGAAGAUCUAGUUUCUCACAUUUUCAGAUCCUUAAGCUUUUUGAUUAUUGCUCUAACUAUAGCUAUAGUUAGGUAAGAAACUAUUGCAUUGGAGCCAUUUCUUGACUUCUGAAGGCCAACCAACGUCCACUUGGUGCAAAUGUUUGGGGCGCUCUCCCGGUGGACUGCAGUGUGGAGGCAGCCGGCUGGAGGAGGAGCAGAAGGUGGAGGAGGAGGAGAGCCGCUGCUAUUGGUUCCUGCCUCCUUAUAAAUGCAGCCAAAUGGCAUUUACCGGCACAGAGCAAGGCGGAGACAGCAGAGAGACAGCAGUACUGGGAGUCACCCACUCUACGCCUCAACAGUCAGGACUGGACUCGUGUUUGGACCUGCGCGAUCAAUGAAGGAGAGACGGCCGUGUCAGAAGUCCUCUCUGAAAUCCGGCAUGGAUCCCAGUCAGAGUGUGAAGUGUAAGAUCGUGGUGGUGGGGGACAGCCAGUGUGGGAAGACCGCGCUGCUUCACGUGUUCGCCAAGGACUGCUUCCCUGAGAGCUACGUCCCCACAGUGUUUGAAAACUACACGGCCAGUUUUGAGAUCGAAACGCAGCGGAUCGAGCUGAGCUUGUGGGACACGUCAGGAUCUCCGUACUACGACAACGUGAGGCCCCUGUCCUACCCAGACUCGGACGCAGUCCUCAUCUGUUUCGACAUCAGCCGGCCCGAAACCCUCGACAGCGUAUUAAAAAAGUGGAAAGGGGAGAUCCAGGAGUUUUGUCCCAACACCAAGAUGCUGUUAGUUGGCUGCAAGUCGGACCUGCGCACCGACCUCGGUACCCUAGUAGAGCUGUCCAAUCACCGACAAACCCCAGUUUCCUAUGACCAGGGCUCCAACAUGGCCAAGCAGAUCUCUGCGCCUUACAUCGAGUGUUCGGCCCAGCAGUCGGAAAACAGCGUCAGGGACAUUUUUCACGUAGCCACGCUGGCCUGCAUCAACAAGAACAGCAAAAACGCCAAACGAAGCAAGACUGUUCGCGCCAACAAGAGGAUUUCACACAUGCCCAGUCGGCCUGACCUGGCAGCCGUCUCCACGGAUCUCCGGAAGGACAAAGCCAAAAGUUGCUCGGUCAUGUGACUUCUCAGACUGGUGGGAGGGGGGUAUCAGACUAAAGAAAAUGAGGACAGCGCAUUAGUGCAAGCAGGGAGCUUAGGGACAAAGCCCUGUCCUGCAUGCUAAAAAACCCUUAUUUGUCUGGAAAGGGGUUUUUUUCUAAGCUUCAGUUCGUAUAAGUGUUACUGGAAUAUUCUGCUCCAAUGAGAACUCGUUGAGUAAUUGUGUCCCAGUCGAUGUACCCCCACCUCAGCUACCACCAGUCCCACCAGAGGAGGAAGCUAUCAGUCAGCUGGCUAUCAGUUCUGGGAGGAGACCCGCUUCCUCUGAGGACGAAGCGGAUGCAGUCAAGGCUUUCCUCACCAACAGGAAAUGAGCAGGAGGAGUGAUGUCAUUAAGAGACCAUCACAUGUAAAGGGUUUUAGAACAUGCAAUCUUUUGAGCACGAGCCAAAGCUACGGCAGGCUGUGGCCUAUGAAGGUAUUUUUUAAAAAAAGUGCAGGUUCAAAGACUUAUUUAAGGCUUUCAACUCAUCACUGUGGUUUGGAACUGAUUCACUUUUACCUCUGCUCCUGUUACUGUCGGUGUGUGUGCAGAGGAGUCCCUGUUUCUGAUACUGUUGUUAGUUAAAUGUGAAGUUGUUGGUGUGCAACUGCAUCUUUGUUUCUACUCUGAUUCUGUUGGUUUCAUCCUCACUCUUCCGAUGGUUGCAUUCAGUCGCCUCAACCAACAGUUUCUGAAGUAAGAUUGAAGGUUUUAAACCUUCAAACCAUUAUGUAGCAAGAGAAAACAAAGUAUUGUCCAAAAAUCUCAACUUCCUGGAGUUUAGCUUACCCCACAGGUUCUACAUGUCUCUCAGGGGUCUCAAACUCCAGUCCUCGAGGGCAGAGUCCUGCAGUUUUUAGAUGUGCCACAGGUACAAAAACGCUGGAAUGAAAUGGCUUAAUUACCUCCCCCUUGUGUAGAUAAGUUCUCCAGAGCCUUGCUAAUGACCUAAUUAUUUUAUUCAGGUGGUGCAGCAGAGGCACAUCUAAAAGUUGCAGGACUGCGGCCCUCAAGGACUGGAAUUUGAGACCCCUACUAGAAGGAGGUAAAACUUUGAAAUUGCUAAUGUGUUCAUAACCAGCAACUCUCAAACUAAAAUCCAAACAGGAUUUUUUCUGGAUUUUAUUCCAGGGUUAAAUUUGUAAGCAGUAAACUUUUCUUAGCCUUUUAGUCAUAAAGCUAAUGUGUCACUCAUUAGCUAAUCUAGGCUAAAUAACAAAAUGGCUGCUGCAGCGAGCAAUCUGCUGAGUUGGUUAGCAUCUUAUUUCAGAUCAUUUUCCCAGUAUAAUCUACGUGACCAUUGCUCAAAAUUAAAAUAUUCUUGUUGCAUAUUUGAAUCAAGAACUAUAUUAUCUAAUUAGCUCAUUUGAUUUUACUCCAAACUCAAAUUCAGACAAAAAAAAACUACAAGUCAAAAUGGAGGAAGGAGAUGUAGCCAUGUAUAUGUGUUGAACCACUGAACCUUUAUCCAAAAAUAUAAAGGUGAACCCAACAAUUCUUGAGUGGUAAAGUUCCAUUAGCAUGUUUACCAAUGAGCUAAUUAGCUAGUUAGCUAGAUUGUUGGCUACAAUUGAAUUUCAGCAAACUGUACAUGUGCCAGAGGGAUUCCUCUAAAUGCAAAUAAUCCUGAUUACAAAUGAUAGGAUUGUUGCGUCUUAGCUGUUAGCUAGCAUAUGCCAACUUUCAUCAAUUAGCCACUGUGACUUUUUUUUUUAUUUUGAAUAUAUUUUGCAAUAUGUUUCACUUGGAACUAGGAAGGCUAGACUGUUUCCAGGCAGUAACAAACUGUUAGCAUCUAAGCUAAGCUAGUUGGCUGACUUAUUAGCUAACUAGUCCAUUUCAGCUGUUCUCCACUGUAAGUGUGCAGCCAAAUUUGUCGAAAUGUUAGCUGGCUUGCUAAAAUGUAUUAGCUGGUAUCAUUUCCUACUCAAACAUUACUCAAAUAAUUUAAUAAUUUGGACUUUUUUGUUUGAAUGGUCUGAAAUAUUUGCUGUUUAAUUAAAUAUCAAUCGUUGUUAAAGGCAUUGAUGCACUUUUAAUUGAAGUAACUGCCAUUAAAGUUUUUCUUAUCUGUGCUGUCUCAUUCUGCAGCACUCAAACUCUUAUCCUCAUGUUCCAACCUGUCCUAUCUGUGUACGCUCAUGUUUUCUUGAAUGUUGUCACCUUCAAAAUGUCUUUUGCCAAUGUUAUUGCCACAAUAUUUAUUGAAUUAUAUAUUUUCCCUUUUAGAAUAAAUAAAACAAAUUAAAAUA